Malurus melanocephalus (red-backed fairy wren) is the source of this 926-nucleotide messenger RNA. RefSeq names its product regulator of G protein signaling 19 (gene RGS19). The record is from RefSeq and is a predicted model, not a curated record. NCBI's taxonomy places the organism in Eukaryota, Metazoa, Chordata, Aves, Passeriformes, Maluridae. Bases 255 to 854 code for a protein of 199 amino acids. The transcript is spliced from 6 exons.
CCCUCUCCCUCCGGUGCCCAGCCCGGCGGCAGCGCAGCGGCGGCGGCCGGGGGCGGCGGCGGCGGCGCGGAUGCCCGGCCCGCUCCACCCAGGAGGCGGCAGGGACUUUAGCCGGGGGGUCUCACGGCUCACCCGCGGGCUGGGAGGAGCAGAGAGCGGCAGAACAGCCCCCGAAGCACGACCCAACCCCGUCCACCGUGUAUGAGGCUGGGACGCAGUACGCAGGACCCGCGUCCGCAGAGUCACCCCUUCCGAUGUCCCGGCAUGAGACUUCUCCGACAACGGUGCAACCCGCCAGCAACCACCGCCCCAACGCCUGCUGCUUCUGCUGGUGCUGCUGCUGCAGCUGCUCGUGGAACGAGGACCGGGAGCGAGCAUGGAGGGCAUCCCGGGAGACCAAACUGGAGACCAUCCCAAACUGUGAAGCGUGCGCCAAACCCACACCAGAGGAGGUGCAGGGCUGGGCACAGUCCUUCGACAAGCUGAUGAAGAGCCCGGCGGGGCGCAACGUCUUCCGGGAGUUUUUGCGGACUGAGUACAGCGAGGAGAACAUGCUCUUCUGGCUGGCAUGUGAGGAGCUCAAAACCGAGUGCAACAAGCACACCAUCGACGAGAAGGCCAGGAUGAUCUACGAGGAUUACAUCUCCAUCCUCUCUCCCAAGGAGGUGAGCCUGGACUCACGGGUGCGGGAGGUCAUCAACCGGAAGAUGCAGGAGCCGUCCUCGCACACCUUCGACGACGCACAGCUCCAGAUCUACACGCUGAUGCACAGAGACUCCUACCCCCGCUUCCUGAACUCUGCCAUUUACAAAUCGCUGCUCCAGAGCGUCUCCCACUCCUCCUCGGAGUCCUAAGGGCACCGGCCAGCUGUGGGGACACCAGUGGGGACAYAGUGGCCAGGGGGGCUCGGUGCCUCCUCCCCUCUG